UAAAUAAUCAAUUUCUCUUUUCCUGCUCGUCAGCCGAAGCGGAACAACGUGUUUGUAUGAUAUGCCAGCCGUAUCUGGCCAUGACCCUCCUCGAAGGGUGACGGGUCGGGCCAACACAGCAGCAGGGGCGGUUUCGCUUCCGACGCAUUUGAUCGUGGUGUGCUGUCACGCGAUAUACUUGGGCGGUAGGGAGAAUCAGAGCAGACCUGCCAGUGUCGAAAGCAAUCAGCAGGUAUUAAACGACAAGGACGAGGAAUCUGAGCGCAACAACAAUUCCAAGAGUCAUCAACAUGACAGCGACAAUGAGGCCAAUUGGCUGAUUGAGCCGUUUCAAAAGGGUGAGACGGGGACGUAUAUCCGGCACAUUGAGGCCGGGGUGCGGAAGCUGGCGGAGGACGAUACCGCGGUGUUGGUGUUCAGUGGAGGAGCGACGAAAAGGAGCAGAACGGUGAAGUCGGAGGGUCAGGGAUAUUUGGACGUCGCCAUCGAGCGCAAUUUAUUCGAUCUCGAAACGUCGCCGCCUACGCUCCGGCCUCGGAUGUUCGUCGACCAAUUCGCCACAGAUUCGUACCAGAACGUCCUGUUUUCGAUAAUCCAGUUUCACCUGUUUAUAAGAGAUAGAUACGGGGCAGGUCUGUCGUUGUCGUCGUCCUGCUCGACCACGAACGCCACUGACCUGCCAGAAUGUCGAUAUCCGACCAAAUUGACCAUUAUAUCACAUCGAUUCAAGCGGCCUCGCUUCCUAGAUCUCCAUCUCCCGGCCAUGCGUUGGACCGGACAGACGACCUUCAUCGGGAUCGAUCCGCCAUUCGACGCUGAGAAAAUGGCCGAAAUCGAAGCCGGAGAUCGGCUGAGAGGGUACGGUGUCUGGGAGAAAGACCUUUAUGGAGCCGGAGAAUUGUUAUCGGCCAAGAGAAAAACUAGGGGCUGGGAUAUACAGCGGUUUCGUCGCGAAGUACUUGAGCGCUUGCCCUCCGUGGAAGAUAGGAUCAAGCUGGAGGAAUUGCUUUCUUGGAAUGGUGGUGAGGAUGGAAGGCUUCGUUGUCCGUAUAAAAUGCCGUGGGAGUGAAACUGAACUAAACCUGAAAACUAUUAUCAUUGCGGAAUACGGGUGUCCAGACAUAUGGACACUAAGGUUCCUGCGAGACAGAUAGAGGGGUGUUGGCGUUCUCGAAAAUAGCUAUACCCAGCACAACGUCGUCAAGAUAGGUGACGGGUGGGUGCUACGUCGUUCAUGCUGUGCAAGCAGGAGAUGAUAAACCCGGGGCACAGAAAGAAAACGCAAGAGAAUCAAGUUUGCUGUCGAGGAUGGGCCACGCACGGCUGGUGCAAAGCACAGCUACGAGGAAUAGAGCUGAUAUCAAUCCGUUCGGAUUCAGUCAAAACUAGUAGUAGUAUUCUAGCUUACACGCAGGCCAAUUCUCCUUCUGGAAGGGUCAAGCAAUGGCUUCCCAGCUUCAUCUGGCCAAUGCUCGUAUCGAAAGCAUCGAGAGUCG
Exophiala dermatitidis NIH/UT8656 is the source of this 1496-nucleotide messenger RNA. RefSeq lists its product as uncharacterized. Bases 62 to 1069 code for a protein of 335 amino acids. The transcript has 2 exons. Gene Ontology annotation, cellular component: cytoplasm. NCBI's taxonomy places the organism in Eukaryota, Fungi, Ascomycota, Eurotiomycetes, Chaetothyriales, Herpotrichiellaceae. The record is from RefSeq and is a predicted model, not a curated record.